AUGUCAAAGUCAUUACCUAUAAUAACGAUUAAUAAUAAUAAUGCUGAUACCACUAGUACACAAUCAAAACCACCUUCAAAGGCUCGUCAUAUUGCAAAAUACCCUGGUAAAAAGAAGAGAUCUGAACGAAAAAUAACGGCCAGACUACCCAGAUUACCAAGACAACUUAAUAGUGGUGGAUCUAGUGCAGAUGAAUACGAUAUUACACUACAUAAUGAUAUGAUGAAUCAAAAUCAAAACAUACCGAUAUAUCUUUCGCCAGCGGAGUCUUCUUCAUCUACCCCUUCAACCUUAACAUCAAAACCUCGAUAUUUUCUAUUAAAUAAUAAUAACGCAUCAAUGCCGGAUCUUUCAACGCAAAGUAGCAAAAAUUAUGGCAGUAUCAAUUCUUUUGGACGUUUAAAAAAAUUACAAUCAAGAAAAUCAAGGACUAGAAAUUUAACGACACAACUAAAAAACGGUAAUAAUAAUAAUGACGGAUAUUUUAGUGAAGACAGUAUUUUAUUAUCACCACCCGUAUCUGUGGUUAAUAAAUUUAAGUUUCCCUCUUCAAAAACAACAUCAACAAGAACAUUAUCAUCAUCUGCUAAACCUUCUACCAAAAGUGUUACUAAUGCGUCAACCCCAAUGAUAUUUCGUAGAAGGCGUAAACUCAAUAAUUCAUUAAAAAAGAAGAAACAAAAAUCUUUUAAUAUAAAAUCACCUUCAUUUUUAGCAUUUUAUCUACAAUCAUCAUCAAAUAAUAAAUCAAAUUUACAAUCAUUUCCUUAUGAACAAAUGACUAGUAUAAUACCAAAAUCUCCUUCUUUAUCUUCUAAUGCUUUCGAUGAUAGACUUUCUAUACAAAUGAAUUUGGAAAGUGUUCAAAAAUUUAUUGAUUUACCAUUAAUUUUUGUUUUUGAAAAUUUAACGAUAAAGAAUGAUAUUAAUGAUUUUUUACUUUUAAAAAUCGAAAACUUUAUUCUAUACUAUCAUAUCAUUGAUGAUAAUAACGAUAAAGAAGAUCAAACUUGGUGUAUAGAACGUUUCGGAUGUGGUAGCAAUGAUGAAGGUUUUAAUGAUAUUGAAGGAGAAAAAGAAAUUUUUGAUGGAGAAAGAGUAGUGAAUAAAAAUAAAAAAGAUUUAAAAUUAUUUAAAGAUGAUGUGUUUGAUAGGUUUAAAGGUGUUGAAUAUAAAGAACUUUGUUCUGUUGAUGAAAUAUUGUUUGAAGACGAUAUACAUCUGUUAACAAGGAAUGAAUCUGACGCAAAUCUGAAUAUAUUUGAGAUUCAAGCGAAACAAGAAACUUUAAUUCUCGGAACUUAUUCCUUGGAUGAAAAAAGAAGGUUUUUAAAUACUAUACGUUUCUUCACUGAUACAAAGAAAUAUUCCGAGAUGUUGAAAUAUUAUUCGAGAGAACAAUUACCUAUAAUUACGGUGCAAUCAUCAGAUUCUGAAUCGGAUGAAGAUGAAGAAGAUACAAUUGUACACAAAUCAAGGGAACUUGUUUCAAGCAUACGUAAAUUUCGAGAGUUGGACAGACUUGCAAAGGAAUUGGAUGAAAGCAUUUCGGUGACUAAAUCCAGAUCAACAAAAGAAAUGGAAGAAACUAUUAAUGUGGCAGAUCAAACUACUCAAGGAAUAGCGGAUAGAUUAAAUUUAAUUCGAACAAGGAUUCGUGAUAAAAGUGAAAGGUUAAAGCAACAUCAACAACUUUUGACAACUUUGAAAAUUCAAGUUGAAUUAGAAAAAAGAUCUUCUAAUAUUCCUGCUAUAUUUAGAAUGGUGUUAGGAGUUUUUACCUUGAUUAUGAUAAGUGUUUCAGCACUUGCGGUUAAAAGGUGGGUUAUUAAUAUUUAG
Funneliformis caledonium is the source of this 1839-nucleotide messenger RNA. The record is from the annotation of a GenBank genome assembly. Lineage: Eukaryota; Fungi; Glomeromycota; Glomeromycetes; Glomerales; Glomeraceae.